Messenger RNA from Aphanomyces astaci, 1271 nucleotides. RefSeq lists its product as hypothetical. The record is from RefSeq and is a predicted model, not a curated record. The transcript has a single exon. Bases 14 to 1099 code for a protein of 361 amino acids. NCBI's taxonomy places the organism in Eukaryota, Oomycota, Saprolegniomycetes, Saprolegniales, Verrucalvaceae.
ACGGGAAGAACUUAUGUUGACAACCGUGGCGACCGUAGCGGCAGCGGCCACCGGCGGAAUUGCUGUCGCCUUAUACGUAUUCGGCCAUCAUAUCCACCUGGCUGCGUCAAAGGUAGAUGCCAUCGUACGUCUGCGUGCCCUUGCCACAUCUUGGAUGGUGCGACUCUCUGGAACGUCGAGCUCAUUGUCCAAGUUGGAUGUAGUCGCACAACUGGCGCCGAAUGUCAUUCGUGUGCUGGGGUUGAACCCUGGCCGGAUGACGCUCCAAGGGACCAACACGUACAUUGUUGGGGCUGGGAAGCAGCGCAUCUUGAUUGACACUGGGGACGGUUCGAAGGCGUACAUGGAGCUGCUCGUCGCGACGAUGCAUCGCUUCGACAUUGACGGGUUCUCCGACAUUCUCCUCACGCACGGCCACUUUGAUCAUGUUGGCGGGUGUUGGGCUCUUCAGAAAGCAUUUCCUAAGGCCAAAAUGUGGAAACUGCUCACGUACACCUCCACUGCAACCGCCCCGGCCUGCGAGUGUUCUGCUCACGUAUCAAACUCGUUUGUCCACGACCAAUUCCACAUGCACGACCUCCAUGCCCUCAGUGUUUCGAACGAGUCGAUCCAAACGGAAGGCGCCGCCAUUGGCGUCCUGCGCACGCCUGGCCACACCAACGACCACGUGUGCUUCACCCUACGAAACGACGACACCAACCAAGUGACCAUCUUCACAGGCGAUUGUGUCCUCGGCGAAGGCACCUGCACGUUCCAAAACCUGUCGGAAUACAUGGCAUCCCUCGAGUUGCUGAAAUCUCAGGACCCCGCGACGCUAUAUCCCGGGCACGGCCCUGUCCUCCACAACGCCAUCGAAGCCAUUGACAUGUACAUUUCCCAUCGACGAAAGCGCGAGGACGAAAUCGUCGCGUUUCUAACGUCGUUGCACACGAAUGGUGCAACGCCAGCACAAAUCGUGUCCAAGCUGUACCCUGGGUUGCCCUACGCAUUGACCAUCCCCGCUAAACGAAACGUGCAACUGCACUUGAACAAACUUGUGGGCGACGGCAAAGUGUUUCCAGCUCCAAGUGGUUCCUACCAAAUCACCAAGGCCCUAUAAAAACCAUGCCGUGGAUGUUAUUACGUUGCUCGUCCUCGAUGGGCGAGUUGGUACACACUAUUACGAGCGCCAGCAGCAACCUCAGUCAUUUUCGGUCGGUUUUCGUGUCACGGUGAAAUGCUGCUACCUUGGAGUGUUAAGGUCUUAAUUAAAUGAAUCAUUGUUGUGAAUA